AUUGUAAUGGUCACGAAUACUAUGUAGCAGGAGCUAGAGGGAAUGGCCUUUUUUGAUUUUUGAGAACGUGUACAAGUCAUGUAAUUGUAAUUGUGCAUGUUCCUGGUUGACACACUCAAGCUGCAGCGCUACGCCUGUGUUAUGAAACUCAUGACGCAGUUUCAACUUCCAAUUUGAGCAUAUUGCAGUAGAUUUGCCAUGCCUAAAUUACCCCGUGCAGCGGUAAAUGGACUGGAUGUAGAAUGCCAUGAGGAGGAUUGUCGGACCGAGCAGCACUUCAUCGUGAAGGAAAUCUUCGCAGAGAAAGUCUAUAUCCAGCCGAACAAUCACACUGAUGGUGACAGCAGCGGCGACUAUGGCGAGUGGAUGGGGAACCUGGAUGGUGACACCAGUCCAUUAGUUGUUGACGUCGGUGCUCACCUCGGUCUGUUUACUCUGCAAAUUGCACAGGCAUAUCCUAAGGUGUGUGUUCUAGCCGUGGAGCCAGCUCCCGAAAGCUUUAAGCUGCUGUGUAGGAAUGUGAAGUGCAACGGUUUCGAGGCAAGAGUUAUUCCAGUUCAGGCUGCUGUUGACGCAUUACCACUCUCGUCGAGUUCAGUGCCACCACAACUCAAGCCCCUUCCACUGGGACAGGUUAGGGAGGAGGAUGUUGAACGAGGUGAUUCACGUGCGGUCGUCACCACCGCCGCUGCCUCUGGACAAGCUCAUCGUGCUGCGCCUGGGGCUAUCAGCUUUGUGAGAGCUAGUGACAGUGGUGGGCCUGGGGCUAUCAGCUUUGCCAGAGCUAAUGACAGUGCCAGUGGUGAUCCCGAUGGGCGUGUCCCUGGCAUGGACGGUGAAGGACAUACGAGUGGCGUCGGCGUACCAUCAUGGACAGCACGCAGCCGCCACCACCACCACCCAUCAUUAGUCAGCGGUGUCAGUGAGUAUGCCACACGACACCGUCCGGCGCCGAACAAACAGACUGCGGCGGCGGCGGACACACGCCUGCACACGCGCCUGCUGACCUACUUUCCACGCAUGCCGGGUAAUUCCACUCUGCGGCCGGAGGAGAAGGUCGCUCUGUACCGCGCUCAUGGCAAACAGGCGUUUCUAGCCGGAGCGCGAUUCGCUCGUGUCCCCGCUUGCUCCCUAACCGAUAUCCUCAGGGCUCGCAUCGGUGAGCGCCCGACUCCAAUCCACCUUCUUAAAGUGGAUGUGGAAGGCGCUGAACUAGACGUUUUGACUAGUCUUACUGCCGAGUGGUGGUGUCAUGUGCAGCGUGUUGCAGUGGAGACGGAUGACGUGUCCAGGCGACGAGAGUGUGUCGAGGCAUGCCUACGCGAUCAUGGAUUCAGCGUGUGUGUUCGCCGCGCUCAACUACUCCAAGACUACCUGUCCUAUAUUGUAUACGGCUGGCGGUAGAACUUCCAUUGUAUUAUCUCUACCGUAUGUGCCAACAUGGACAAGCCAGGCCCGGUUUCUGUCAUGGAACUGUGUAUUGACGAUGGAGAAGCUUCAGCUUUGGUACUGUUGUAGCAGAUUCUUCAGUGCGUGGGCUUGGCAAUGAAGCCGAGGCGGUCUGUCGGCUAAGCUGCGUGCACCCUACUGGCACAGCCACCUGUCAGGCGAAAUUACUGAUGCCUAUGUAGAUAUCACCAUGGUCAACAAGGUCCAACGCUUCCAGCUGCCAACAGUGGGUUGCCUCAUUUCUCCCACUGGGGUGGUCCUAGCUUGAAGUGAUGUAUAUCUGCUUACAUUUGAAAGCCAUCUGCUGGAAGGCAGUCAAAUGGGUUUUUCGUCAAACACAACCCUACCAAUGAAAUGAAGGCAACGAGGCAGGAGAGCAGAGACAACGAAUGGUAGAGUCACGAGGUGGCUGUGCCGGUGGGGAAGAUCCAGCUCAACAAGGUGUUCUUGCAAGUUUGAUCAGUACACCACCCUGGUCCGAAUCCUCAAUAUCAGUGAACUUACAGAUUGAUGGCUGCUGUCUUGACUCGUGAUGCCUACGAUUGGAUACAAGCUGCUCGAAGUAUGUUUCAAAUAAGAGUACAUGUAUUUUGAACUUAGCAUGAGAGGCAUCCACUUCGUGGAUAACAGCUUUAGUUGAAUGGUUUUUUUCACCCUGAAGAUGGGCCAUGCCCGAAAAUUUGGUGCAUUCCAUUUAUAUCUGAUAUUAUUAUUUUUUUGGAAGUGAAGUGAACUUAUGCAGCGAAGAGACCGUAGUUGGAGAGUUUGAAGUGAGGUACCCGGUAAUGUGUGAAUGGCUGCAAAGGAGUCUGCGAGUGCUUAGAAAAAAAACACUCUCCUUAGGCGAGACAAAAAAAAUUAGUGAUUCCCGGGCCCUCCCGCACCAAAAUGGAGCCAAGGCCAAUUUUUUUUAACAGUUCAUAAUACAUCUACAGCACCAAUCGUGUGAGUAGAUCUGUGACGUGGAGUCACACAAACCCGAGCCUGUACGACUCCUUGAUGUACAGAUCAGAACCAUCGUUGGCCGAAAUACAGAAAAAUUGAACGGGUAAACCGCGUGCCUGUUUUUUUGUGAAAUUUGAAUAAAAAAAUAAAAAUUACUGGAAA
Sycon ciliatum is the source of this 2556-nucleotide messenger RNA. RefSeq lists its product as uncharacterized. The record is from RefSeq and is a predicted model, not a curated record. The transcript has 8 exons. NCBI's taxonomy places the organism in Eukaryota, Metazoa, Porifera, Calcarea, Leucosolenida, Sycettidae. Bases 199 to 1404 code for a protein of 401 amino acids.